Messenger RNA from Olea europaea var. sylvestris, 713 nucleotides. RefSeq names its product eukaryotic translation initiation factor 5A-like. Gene Ontology annotation, biological process: positive regulation of translational termination; positive regulation of translational elongation. Lineage: Eukaryota; Viridiplantae; Streptophyta; Magnoliopsida; Lamiales; Oleaceae. Gene Ontology annotation, molecular function: translation elongation factor activity; ribosome binding; RNA binding. The transcript has 5 exons. The coding region runs from base 26 to 508 and encodes 160 amino acids. The record is from RefSeq and is a predicted model, not a curated record.
AAAGUCAGAAAUUCUUGAAAGAGAGAUGUCGGACGAGGAAUACCAUUUUGAGUCCAAGGCUGAUGCAGGUGCCUCCAAGACUUUUCCUCAACAAGCUGGUACCAUCCGCAAGAAUGGUUAUAUAGUCAUUAAGGGCAGGCCUUGCAAGGUCGUUGAAGUCUCCACCUCCAAAACUGGCAAGCAUAGACACGCAAAGUGUCACUUUGUUGCAAUUGACAUAUUCAGCGGCAAAAAGCUUGAAGAUAUUGUUCCGUCCUCCCACAAUUGUGAUGUGCCCCAUGUCAAUCGUACUGAUCAUCAGCUCAUCGACAUCUCUGAAGAUGGUUUUGUUUCGCUUCUGACUGAAACCGGUAACACCAAAGAUGACUUGAAGCUUCCAACGGAUGAAAAUCUGCUUGGCCAGAUUAAAAGUGGCUUUGAGGAGGGAAAGGAUCUCGUGGUGAGUGUCAUGUCUGCAAUGGGAGAAGAGCAGAUCUGCGCGCUGAAAGAUAUCGGUCCUAAGAACUAAUUACUGUCCCGUUUAUUAUAGAAACCGGCCCCUAAAACUUUGACUUAGAUGUAAUCUUGAAGCCAUAUUCAAAAGUAUUUAUAUGGAUGAUGAAACGGAUAUAGAACUGUUGAUUCCCUCCUGGGAAAAACUAAGUGUGUAUUCUCUCUUUUCAACAUUGAGCCCGGCUGGUGAGCACUUUUCUCCAGCAGAUAUUCAAUUAUGA